UGGCGGUCGAUAACAGUUCACGGUAUAUUCUGACAGCUGGAGAGUCCUCAAUUUACAUGGUGGAUGUGGAGAACAAUUGUAGCACAACAGAGUUUAAGGGUCACCCUGAUAUAACCCAGCUGUCAUUUCAUCCUUUGGAAUCGCGACUUUUUGCAAUGGGCCGACGGGGUGGGGAAAUAGAACUGCACGACCACGGAGAAUGGUCCGUUCUCCGUACCGACCAAGCCAGACGGAAGGCAGCGGCACAGAAAUGUACUUCUUUGGAGUUCUGCAGCAAUGAACAAGAGUCACUUCUGAUCGCAGGUAACGAUGUGGGACAAGUACAGGUGUGGGAUUACAAGAAGAGAGAAUGGGUUUUCACGUUCGAAGUCGAUCAAAGAUGGGUUAAAGUAAUAGCCCGGUUCCAUCCGCUGCAGCCGUAUAUAAUGUGUGCAUCAGACGACGGAACCAUCAAAGUUUACAGCAAGUCAGACUACAAGCUAGAGUGCGGUCAUCCCAUCGGCGUGAGAAGGCUGCACAGCAUGGCUCCCUAUAAAGACUCCAAUCGGUUCGUCAUUGGAGGGAAAGGAACAUUCCUUAUCAUCGAGGCGUAUGAACCUGAUCCACAUCCUGCGAAGAAAGUAAAGAUCGAAAGACCAUCAGAGCAAGGCACUGAAGACACUGCAGUAGUGCACAAGCGAAAAUGGGGCACGUCGGUCAAAAAGAUACGGUCACUUGCGGCAGGCAUAAUUGAUCUGACACUAGCGAGGGCGGCACCCUCAGGGCCAAAGCAUGAAAAGACUCAAGUGCGAAUGGAUGGCGAAGGGAUCCAACCAGUUGAGAUCGAUGGGUUCAGCUUGAGAGAAACAGCAAAGGUGCUGGGUGAGGCAUCUGAGCAUUCUGAUUCAGAAUACGACGAAAACCAUAGCGAAGCUGAUGAAAGCGAUGGAUUGGAAGCGAUCCCGAUCCCAAUGCUGGCACGGAGGUUUGUGCGCUCUCAGUCAAACUGCAGAGAAGACCAGAUCAUGGAUGGAGAGAGGGUCAGCAAGCUGACUCACACUGGGAAGGCAUUGAAAAAGGGAUGUGAUCAGUCCCAAUCACAGCAUGGAAGCCAGGAACAAAUCCAAGCAGAGAGGAUAGAGAAGCUUGAGAGAGAGGUUAGCGAUCUGGUGGAGAAGGAGCAGGCACUGAAAGCGAGAUGUGAACAAUGUGAGUCAGAGAAGAAAAGAAACGACCAAAUGCAUGCAGAGACAACAAAGCAACUCCUGGCUACUGGUAGGGGAAGUAAGGUACGUCAGAUGACGGUGGAGAACAUGACAUUGAAUGAAGCGUUGGAAAAAUCGAAGGCCGAGAUUCAGCAGCUAAAUGCCAGGCUAAACAAUCUAAUGGAGGAGAAGAGGGCAUUGGAAGAGAGGUACAAGGAAUCAAAAGUGGAUGUUCAAGAUUUGGAAUGCAGAUUUGAAAGGUAUCGCAGUGCGCGGGAUACGUCAGAGAAGUCUCUUGGUCUGCGAGCUGCUCCGAACCAAAAAGAUCAUGUGGAUCAAUUCUGGGAGUUCGCCGCUGAGGAACUGCAGGCUGCAACCAACAGCUUUGAUGAUAGCUGUAAGCUUGAGGAACGACGUCAUGGAGUUUUUUAUGUGGGGAAGAUCGCAGCUGUUAUGAUAAAGCAGCUCAAGGUUGGUAAUAAGAUGUCAUGCAAUCAGGAUGCCAAGUUGACGAGGGAGAUGAUGAAUCGGUUGACGUCCCUUCGUCACCCACACUUGCAGACAUUUCUGGGUGUGUGCUACGCGAACAACUGUUUGGUGUACGAGCACAUGGCCAAUGGAAGCGUCAAAGACAGCAUCAUCUCCUGUGCAAAGGGGGGGUCGACAAGGAAAUCCCUGUCGUGGGAUGUGCGUCUGCGAGUGAUUGCGCAGGUCGCGCAUGCCUUGUUCUUUCUCCACUCCAAUCAGUCGGUGGCCGGUGGUCCGAUCAUCCACCGUGGCAUCAACCCAGAGAACAUCCUUCUGGACGCCAACUUUGUCGCUAAAAUUGGUGAGGUUGACGCGGCCUUGCUUGCACCAGAGCGAGCUCCAAAAAUGUGUAUGUCUGCAGGAACUACCGGUCUGCAAUACCUGGCACCAGAAUUUUGCCAGAGUAAUGGUACCUUGUCUGACCAGAAAACUGACAUUUAUUCGUUUGGCGUCACCGUUCUCGAGAUCCUUUCCGGAAACUUCACUGACGCAGUGAGAACCAUAGAAAAUGCCCUGGAAGAUGCUUCAACUUUUCCAAGUGCGCUCGACACAAAGGCAGGAGAUUGGGACGUUGAUCUGGCGCUGCAGGUGGCACAGUUGGGGCUGCGCUGUUCAAGUCUGGAUGGACGCAAUCGCCCAAGCAUGAUGAAAGGAGAAGGCGCUAUUCUACCCCUACUGGAGGACAUCGCCAGUAAAGUCGAAGUCAGUGACCCGUUGGAGGCCGCUUAGGAACAGCUUAAUCGGGGAAUUGGAGCGGAACCACAAGGGAAGCGGGCCCACUCAAGCAGGUGAUGGAGAUGGUGAGCAGAGUGGGAUGGACAUCACUCAGGCAAGAGCAGAUGGGUGAGAGGGUUGCUGGGGGUAGGUGGGUGAAAGGUGGGGGGGAGAAGGGGUCAAGCUCCCAGGAUGGGGAGAAGGGGUAAAGCUCCCGGGAUGCGGAGAGAAGGGGAGAUGGGACCAUUGGCAUGUAAAUGUGUGUGGAAGCUCUGCGCUAUUCUUCCUUCAUUUUAAGGAUGCAGACACUUUCUUGAUGCAUUCUUCUCAGCCUGAGCUGAUGGUGUCUUUUAUUCGCCUGGUUACCACCGCCAGAAAAUCGAAAAAACAAACAACAACAAAAGCU
Messenger RNA from Chara braunii, 2832 nucleotides. The record is from the annotation of a GenBank genome assembly. Lineage: Eukaryota; Viridiplantae; Streptophyta; Charophyceae; Charales; Characeae.